AUGUUACUCACACGUACCGUUAAGCCGGCGCUCCUGAACGAAGGCAGCAAAGGAGCUGAAAUCAUUCACAAUCUUCCUCCAAGCCCACCCGUGGAAGAGCUACGAACACCAUAUAUAAUUGACGAUGUUUUGAAAAGCCUAGUACGAGACACGCCUCAUGAGCCUCUUGUAGGGUACCCCGAAAGUCCACAUGGAGUCACCGAUUAUGUGUAUUAUACUCCAAGUGAUCUGGACAGAUUCGCAAAUGGUGCUGUCAAGGAGUACAAACGAGCCGGACUUGAAGAGUUUUCGCACCCAACUGAGAACCGCGUAGUCUCCAUCCUUGGCCCAUCGAAUCUCGAUUACAUCGUGUCUCUCUUUGCAUUAUCCCGAAUGGGGUAUUCAGUUCUGUUACUUUCAACACGUCUUAAUACCACUGCAUAUGCCAAUCUUCUCGCCCUUACCAAAUGCUCGGAUAUUGCAUACGCCCCAUCUAGUAAGAAGACGGUUGAUGGGUUGGUGGAGCAUACCCCCGCCGCAACAUUUGCUAUCCCAGAAUUUGCACGAUACUCAAACGAAUCCUCUGGAUCAUCCCUUGAAACACAUAGCACGCCACAGACUAGCCAGAAAUGCGCUUUCAUCAUCCAUUCAUCCGGCUCCACUGGCCUUCCUAAGCCCAUUUUUCAGACUCAUGGCGCUUGCAUCUCCAAUUAUAGCACUAGUAAGGGCUACCGAGCUCUAGUCACACUGCCACUCUUUCAUAACCAUGGUCUUUCUACCUUUUUCCGUUCAUUAUUCAAACGAAAGGGCAUCUCCAUCUACAACGCUAAUCUCCCGCUGACUGGGAAAAAUGUGUUGGAGACAAUGAUGGUCACAGCCCCAGAGAGCUUUCACGGCGUGCCGUACGUCUUGAAACUCCUUAGUGAGACAGAUGGUGGCAUUGCUGAGUUAGCAAAAUGCGAACAGGUCCUUUUCGGAGGCAGUAGCUGUCCUGAUGCUCUUGGUGAUCUACUAGUGAAUUCGGGCGUCCGGCUGAUCAGCCAUUAUGGAGCUACUGAGCUAGGACAACUGGCGACUUCAGCUAGGCCUCGGGAGGAUAAAGCCUGGAACUAUGUCAGACCAUUUGAAAACGUGAAGCCUUUCCUCCAAUGGAAGCUCCUUGAAGAUGGUUCCUACGAAUGUAUUGUUCUUGAUGGGCUGAAAUCUAAAGUCGCCUCCAACUCUGACGCUCCUCCAAACUCUUUUCACACCCGCGACACUUUUCUCAAGCAUCCCUCCAUUCCCGAUGCUUGGAAAUACCUGGGCCGUAUUGAUGAUCGAGUUACUCUGGUCAAUGGAGAGAAGGUCCUUCCCGUGCCGAUUGAACAUCGUAUUCGCCAGAGCGUAUUUGUGCAAGAUAACCUCGUAUUUGGCGUUUCGAAACCGCUCCCUGGAUUGCUUGUGGUACCUAGUACAGACUGCGAGGGACUUUCUGAUGAUGAUAUUUUGGAUCGAAUUUGGCCCGAUAUCCAGGCUGCCAACCAAAAUUCUGAAUCUUUCAGUCAGAUCUCGCGCGACAUGGUCAUUAUUCUGGAUCAAUCUUGCUCUUACCCGAUGACUGAUAAGGGGACCAUGAUUCGCAACAAGUGCUAUAUGGAAUUCAACGAUCUGAUUGAGGCUACAUACCAACGUCUGGAAAAUGGCGAUGUUAUUAAGGGAGAGCGCCGGGCUUUAGAGCUGCCAGAGCUGACAAGUUUCGUACUAACCGGCCCCACAAUUUUUCUUUCACAAAAAUAA
Messenger RNA from Penicillium angulare, 1755 nucleotides. RefSeq lists its product as uncharacterized. The record is from RefSeq and is a predicted model, not a curated record. Gene Ontology annotation, molecular function: medium-chain fatty acid-CoA ligase activity. Gene Ontology annotation, biological process: fatty acid metabolic process. Bases 1 to 1755 code for a protein of 584 amino acids. NCBI's taxonomy places the organism in Eukaryota, Fungi, Ascomycota, Eurotiomycetes, Eurotiales, Aspergillaceae. The transcript is spliced from 2 exons.